Molecule: messenger RNA, 1787 nt
Organism: Drosophila mojavensis
Lineage: Eukaryota; Metazoa; Arthropoda; Insecta; Diptera; Drosophilidae
Gene: DCTN4-p62
Product: dynactin subunit 4
Exons: 1
Coding region: 87-1625 (512 amino acids)
Cellular component (GO): dynactin complex
Source: RefSeq, a predicted model, not a curated record
UUAGCUGUGCUGUCGUCAUUUGCAGAGGAAGAAGAGGAAGAGAAAUUCGCGUCUGAAAAAGUGUAAAUUGGCUUUCCAAAAGCAAGAUGAGUUUCAUGCAACCAAGUCCCGUGAAAUACGCCUGCUCAUGUGGUAUUCUGAAUCCGAUUAAUAAACUCUUCUUCUGUCGCCAUUGUCCGAAGUUGAGAUGUGGCUUCUGCGUUUGCCAUGAGAUUGAGUCACACUUCUGUUCGAACUGCCUGGAGAACAUUCCAUCGUCGGAGGCCAGGCACAAAAAGAACUGCUGUGCCAACUGCUUUGACUGUCCUUGCUGUCAGCACACGCUCUCCGCGAGGGCCACCACAGUGCCAGUUGUGCGCAAAACGGAGGAGUCGAAGGACGGGGAAAGUGCAACGGAAGCCACACCCAGUCCAAAGCCCUCGGCGAUGCCAACGACAAAGAAAAUGUAUUAUUUGUCUUGUCUGUCCUGCCGUUGGACUACCCGUGAUGUGGGCAUACCCGAUCAGGGCGUAGCGACGGGCACUUGGCCAGACAAGGAAUGCCUUUACCAGGUGCGUUUCAAUACCUUGAUGGAGUAUUAUCAAUCGCUGGUACUGCAGGAGAAGCAAGAGAAACAAGAGUUUCUGCGCCGCAAGACGCCCAAGCAGCACAAGUUUCCCAGUCUGACCGAUCGCACAGGCCUCACAGUCUCAUUAAUACGUCGCCAGAUCGGCUGGAGUGAUAAAAACAUACCGAAGACAAAGCCCAUCAACAUAGCGGCCGCUGAGGCCACUGCAGAGGUUGAGGCUUUGCCAGAGGACAUCUUCACGCAGCCCAUUAAUCUGCGUAACAUCACAACGGUGGCUCAGCGGCACAGUCAGCCCGCCGAGCAGCCCGAGGCUGUGAGUAAGCUCUAUCCACAGCGUCGUUCGCUGUGGAUCAAGCGUUCGCUGCGCUGUCGUCAGUGCGAGCACAAUCUGAUCAAGCCAGAGUAUCAUCCCACAUCCAUCAAGUAUCGCAUACAGCUCUUUGCGAGCUACCAUGUGCCGGAGGUGCUCAUGGUGCGCUGUGAGCAGCCGCUGCAGCCUGGCCAGGCAAAUGCGAUAUUCCUGAAGUUCACAAAUCCCACAAUGUACGAUAUGACUAUAAGUGUAUUGGAUGUGGCACCGCAGGACGCUCAAAUCAGUCCGGACACAUUUCAGCAGGCAUGCCGCAUCAAAGAGGAGGCGGUCACAUCAUCGCCGCUGCUCAAAACAACGGGCAUCACUUUGGCCCGUCAGAACUCGAUUAGGGAAGUGAAACGUGAUGUGCGUGAAUUGACGAAUGCAACAAUUGUACCACUUGAAGGUCCAUUUGUGCUGAACCAACGCGAUGAUUCCAAGGAAUUCGACGAGGAUGUCCAGGCACCCACCGAGGAGCCCAAGUUCAUAGUUUGGCGCAAGGCCAACAAAGUAUUAAUUCGUCUCGAGUUUACUCCUGCAGCUGAGCUGCAGUCGGGCAACACUGUCACUCUGGGCUUCUACAUGCAAUAUACGUACGUCAACACCGUGUCCAAUACGCCCGACAAGAAGGAGCCGACUACACAUGCUCUCUAUUCAAGGAUUUUCAUCGAAGCUGGCGACAUAGCUAAUGCAAUAGCCAAUUAGUCCAAAAUCUUAUCAACAUUGAAAACGACCUCUAAUCAUGCUAACCCCAUAUUAUAUUGAAAUGUAUUUAUGCAACUAAUUUAAUGGAAAAACUGUGUUAACCCAGGCACCUCCUGCAUCCACUCGUAGUAUGCUAAAUAAACGCCUAUGCUCCAAUUCAAA